UCCGCGGCCUCCGCUUCUGAUAAAGUUGUUGUUCUGCCAACAUGGCGGCGCCCAUAUUGCGUCGCGGGGCUUCGUUCGUGUAAUGCUUUGGGGAAUGAGGCAGAAGGGAGCUGCAGGCCAGAGCCUGUGAGCAGGGUCUUCCUUCCUGAAGAAUGGCAUCAGCUUGUCAGAGGCUGAGUUUUUAUGUCUCUCUUCUGAAAAGGCAGCUCAUUUGUAGGCCACCUGUCAUCCAGGGGGAAAGAAUAAUUCCAGGAUGUGCCAGAAGUAUUUACAGUGCCACAGGGAAGUGGACGAAGGAGUACACCCUGCAGACAAGGAAGGAUGUUGAGAAGUGGUGGCAUCAACAGAUAAAGGAGCAGGCAUCCAGGAUCUCAGAAGAAGACAAAGCAAAGCCCAAAUUCUACGUGCUCUCCAUGUUCCCAUACCCUUCUGGCAAGCUGCACAUGGGCCAUGUACGAGUCUACACCCUCAGUGACACCAUUGCACGGUUCCAGAAAAUGAGAGGCAUGCAGGUUAUCAACCCCAUGGGGUGGGACGCAUUUGGACUGCCUGCCGAAAAUGCUGCCAUCGAGAGGAAUUUGCACCCAGAAAGCUGGACUCAGAGCAACAUUAAAUACAUGAAGAAGCAGCUUGACCGCCUGGGCCUGUGCUUCAGCUGGGACAGGGAAAUCACUACCUGUUUGCCAGAUUACUACAAAUGGACUCAAUACCUAUUUAUCAAACUCUAUGAAGCUGGACUGGCCUAUCAAAAGGAGGCCUUGGUUAACUGGGAUCCAGUGGAUCAAACAGUGCUGGCCAAUGAGCAAGUGAAUGAAUAUGGCUGUUCAUGGCGUUCUGGAGCCAAGGUGGAGAAGAAAUAUCUCCGACAGUGGUUCAUUAAGACAACUGCAUAUGCGAAGGCCAUGCGGGAUGCCUUGGCAGACCUCCCAGAGUGGUACGGGAUAAAAGGCAUGCAGGCCCACUGGAUUGGGGACUGUGUAGGCUGCCAUCUAGACUUCACAUUAAAGGUUGAUGGACAAGACACAGGAGAGAAACUGACCGCAUAUACAGCCACCCCUGAGGCCAUUUAUGGUAUUUCCCACGUGGCCAUUUCUCCUAACCACCGGCUUCUACAUGGCUGCAGUUCUCUGAAGGAAGCCUUGCAGAAGGCACUAGUCUCUGGCAGAGACUGCCUCACGCCAGUGAUGGCUGUGAACAUGCUCACCCAGCAGGAGGUCCCCAUUGUUAUCAUGGCCAACGCUGACUUAGAAGGUUCUCUAGAUUCAAAAAUAGGAAUCCCCAGCACCAGCUCAGAGGACACUAGGAUAGCCCAAGCCCUGGGCCUGCCCUACUCUAAAGUCAUUGAAACUUCACCAGAUGGCACAGAGAGACUGAGUGGAUCUGCUGAGUUCACAGGUAUGACCCGGCAGGAUGCCUUCCUAGCCCUGACCCAGAAGGCCCGUGGGAUGAGGGUGGGCGGAGACGUCACGAGUGACAAACUGAGAGACUGGCUGAUCUCACGACAGCGCUACUGGGGCACGCCGAUCCCCAUUGUCCACUGCCCCGCCUGUGGCCCUGUGCCUGUGCCAUUGCAAGACUUGCCUGUGACUUUGCCCAGUAUCACAUCUUUCUCUGGCAAAGGAGGCUCCCCACUGGCCUCAGCUUUGGAGUGGGUGAACUGCCCCUGCCCAAGGUGUAAGGGAUCCGCCAGGAGAGAGACGGACACCAUGGACACUUUUGUGGACUCUGCGUGGUACUACUUCAGAUACACUGACCCCCACAACACUCACAGUCCUUUCAGCCCAGCACUGGCAGACUUCUGGAUGCCUGUGGAUUUGUAUGUCGGAGGAAAAGAGCAUGCUGUCAUGCACUUGUUCUAUGCAAGAUUCUUCAGUCAUUUUUGCCAUGACCAACAGAUGGUAAAGCACAGGGAGCCUUUCCAUAAACUGCUAGCCCAAGGCCUUAUCAAGGGACAGACAUUCCGCCUUCCGUCUGGACUGUGUCUGAAAAAGGAGGAUAUAGACUUCACAGGUCCUGCUCCUGUUUGUGCAAAAACAAAAGAGAAGUUAGAGGUGACAUGGGAGAAGAUGAGCAAGUCCAAACACAACGGGGUGGACCCCGAGGAGAUUGUGGCUCAGUAUGGAAUUGACACAAUCCGGCUCUACAUCCUCUUUGCAGCCCCUCCUGAGAAGGACAUCUUGUGGGAUGUAAAGACUGAUGCUCUCCCUGGAGUACUGAGAUGGCAGCAGCGGCUGUGGUCCCUGACAACGCGAUUCAUCGAGGCCAGGACCUCUGGGUCAGUCCCCCAGCCUCAGCUGCUGAACAACAAGGAGAAAUCCAAGGCCCGAAGCCUCUGGGAGUACAAAAACGCAGUCAUAGCUCAGGUGACCACCCAUUUCACAGAGGACUUUGCGCUGAAUUCUGCAGUUUCUCAGCUGAUGGGACUCAGCAGUGCCCUCUUGCAAGCCUCUGAGAGAGUGGUUCUCCACAGCCCUGAGUUUGAGGAUGCUCUGUGUGCCCUGCUGGUGAUGGCUGCCCCCAUGGCUCCUCACAUAACCUCAGAGCUCUGGGCAGGCUUGGCGCUGGUACCAAGCAAGCUCUGUGACCACUAUGCCUGGGACACUGGCGUGAUGCUGCAGGCCUGGCCCACGGUGGACUCACAGUUCCUUCAGCAGCCCGAUAUGGUUCAGAUGGCUGUUCUGAUCAACAACAAGGCCUAUGGCAAGAUCUCUGUGCCCCAACAAGUUGCCCAGGACCAGGACAAAGUCCAGGAGUUGGUUCUCCAGAGUGAGCUGGGCGCCCGGCUGUUGCAGGGGAGAAGCAUCAAGAAGUCCUUCCUCUCCCCCAGGACUGCCCUCAUCAAUUUCCUGGUGCAGGAGUGACCAGGGCCUCAAGGACCCUCCUCUGCCCAGGUCAAGGAAAGGACGUUAGCUUACGACAAGCAAAAGGCAAACAUCAGGGCCAUUGGCCUUUUUUCCGGGACAGACUGGAGUCAGCAGGGGCCUGAGCCUAGGUGACAAUGGAUGCGGACAAAGAGGAAUGAGGGGAGAAAUUCCCGUUGUUGUCCUGCGACCCUCCACUCCCACUCAGGGUGUGGAACUACCUGAGAUGCUGCUGGGUGGGAACAAGAAGAAGAGCAGGGCUGGCAGACAGCUAGGAGCGUUUGCACACAGCUCUGUACUGUCUCAGGCACUUCUAAGGAGUCACACAGAUUAAAGGGGCCAUGUAGGCUCAGGAGCUGCACAGAGGUCGGCGUCCAGGUGGUGCUGGCUGGACUUUUGGCUUCCAGGACAAACAAAACCCUUUGGUGUAUGUUCAGGGUCUCACUUGUGGGACUGGACGUGGACACUGGCAUCUCUACAAAUUGUUCUGAGUGUCUCCAGCACCUUUCACAUAGGUGUCACAUAGGUCUCUUGACCUCUUCUGGGUCUGAGGUCCAUGCUCUGGGACGGGACUUCGCUUUACUUCUGAGCGUUUCCGUGUGUGGAGUGCACUGUGUGGUGAGCGAAACUGUGUUCUGAGCUGCUGAUCCCCGCCAGGGCCCCAUCACAGCCCAGCAGGGGUUUGAACCCCAGGUAGCUCACGUGGGCCUCAGAUAGUGAUGCCCUCAGUUUCCCCCCCGGAAGGUCACUAGCAAAAGCAAGUUCACCAGAGAGGAGUUGUUGUGUCCUGGGUGUCACCUCCUGUGUCCAAGCUGCUCAGGAGUGGAGCCAGCUCACCAGUAAAUUAGACAAAGCUCAUUGUUAUGAGAGUCAUUCGUAAAGUGCUGAGCAAGGGCUCGAUGCCUAGUUGUGGGGAGGAGAGAAGAACUUAGCCCUUUCAGGAUGCGGAAGCUCCAUGUCUACAAUUUAGUGUCACCCAGAGGUGGCUGUCAUUGUCUCCUACCGUUCAGAUAACUUUUAGUGUCAUACUUGUAUAUCACUCUGAGACGUAUCUGUGAUCUCGGAAGAGCCCUGUUUUCCAGUUCUGAGGGUUCACUGGGAACAGACCAAUGUCCGCCACCAUUCCAGGCCCUGGUUCUUGCUGCCUCCUGGAAUGCCUGUGGUCUGUCACCUUGAACAUACGUCACCCUCCAUCUAGGCCGGGCUCAUCCAGGCCCAUGAGCAAGAGAGGCUCAUGCACAGGAUCUUGAGCUUGACACCGUGCCGGGUCUCCAUGCCUAGAAAUUGUAAUUUAAUUGUAACCAUCAUAAGGGAUUUAGAAUUUUUUACAAGUGAAGCUACUGAGGGUAUAGCUCAGGGGUAGAGUGUGAGUCUAGCAUGGCCAGGCUCUAGGUUCCAUUUCCAACACAGAAAAGCAAAGCAGCUCUACCAGAGGAACUGUGGCAGCACACGUGUGAUCCCAGCAGAGGAGAGGCAGAAGGACCAUGGGUUUGACGCUAUCUUUAGCUACAUUAGACUCUGCCGCAAAGAAAAACUACCAGUGAUCCUACCACCAAAGUUUGAGAACACUGGAUUAAUGAAUGUUUCUGAACCAUAA
Messenger RNA from Arvicola amphibius (Eurasian water vole), 4458 nucleotides. It is a transcript of the gene Lars2, whose product is annotated as leucyl-tRNA synthetase 2, mitochondrial. The transcript is spliced from 21 exons. Gene Ontology annotation, cellular component: mitochondrion. Gene Ontology annotation, molecular function: leucine-tRNA ligase activity; ATP binding; aminoacyl-tRNA deacylase activity. NCBI's taxonomy places the organism in Eukaryota, Metazoa, Chordata, Mammalia, Rodentia, Cricetidae. Gene Ontology annotation, biological process: leucyl-tRNA aminoacylation; mitochondrial translation. The record is from RefSeq and is a predicted model, not a curated record. Bases 153 to 2861 code for a protein of 902 amino acids.